Molecule: messenger RNA, 1107 nt
Organism: Xenia sp. Carnegie-2017
Lineage: Eukaryota; Metazoa; Cnidaria; Anthozoa; Malacalcyonacea; Xeniidae
Exons: 2
Coding region: 232-909 (225 amino acids)
Source: RefSeq, a predicted model, not a curated record
UAUAAUUUAAAAGGAAAUGGCGUGUGAUGGAAAGGAAUUGGCAAGGCGGGAUAAAAGGCCUACCAACGGAUUGAUAUCGAAUAUUCGAAGCCAUCAAGGAAAUGUUUAGAUAACAACCAAAGAAACUGAAGAAUAUAAAGCACAAGGACAGAAGACGAACAAACAUAAAGCGCGAGUGUGCACAAGAAAGGAAUCCGGUUGAGAUUUAGAAAAUACAAAAUCGUUGGAACGAUGAAAGAGAGUCACAUAUUGCUUAUCCUUCUGUUUGUCUUUGUCUCUUUUGCUUCGUCUUCUAAACUUAACAAAGAGUACAUUUCUAAGUACACAGAAAAAUUAAAUGUUUUGGGCAAAGAUCUUCUUUUGAAGUUUCGACCUACUACAGAAACCAAGAACGUCUCACAACAUGGAAAUCUUUCAUACUGCCCAAUAAAUCCACAGCUUCGCAAGCAAAUUCAACAGCUAUUUGCAUAUGAAACAAAACAUGAUGUCAAAUAUUCGUCUGAAGAUAGCAUUGUUCGACAAAGAAGAAAAAGACGUUUGAGCAAAAGAGAAACGAUAACCUGGUCGUUCAGCUGCGUUCAAGCUGCUUUCGUAUUUGUCAAUGGUAUUUUGUCAAUUAACAUUCCCACAAUGCAAUGUUGUGAACAAUGUAGUUUCCCAGCCUUCAGCCUUUGUGUGGCCCAAGGCAAAGGCAAGAUUUGCCUACAGGAGGGGAUUCAGUGUAUUGAUACAUGUAUUAAGACACAUAUAUAUCAGUGUAGUCUCUCAGUCGGUGUGAUUGCUCAAUCAUCUAUUGGUCUUACUCCAAGCAAGCCGAGUCGAUGCUCUACAACAACAAAAUUUAUCAAUUCAACGGCUUGCAUUGAACGUGAAUGCAUUCCAGUAAACGUAGGAGCAACAUACAGAUAAAUGAGUAUGUUGUAACAAUUAACAUAUUCUUAAUUUCUAUGUCGUUAGGUGAGAAGUAAAUAAUUACUUUUAUUACGAAGUAGGUUUUAUAAAAGACGCCGAUAGACACACCACCAAUUUUCAUAAUAAAAUUCCAUGUAACAAGACGGUUUUUUUCAUCUUAUUUAUCUAAAUGCAAUAAAAGUAUUUUGCAACAAG